This is a messenger RNA of Haemonchus placei, 297 nucleotides long. NCBI's taxonomy places the organism in Eukaryota, Metazoa, Nematoda, Chromadorea, Rhabditida, Trichostrongylidae. The record is from the annotation of a GenBank genome assembly.
AUGGAUGACGCUAUUGUCUUCUUCACUCGAUCCAAGGUCGCUGACAUCGUCCCGCUGUCAGAUAUUAGUGGUGGACACAAAAUCAACUCCACAGUCAAAGUGCGUUGGAACAGGAAAUUCUACGCCACAAAGGAUUGUUCUAGUAGCAGUCGAUGUGAGCAAAAGAUAACGGAUUUGGGUGAAGACGGAAAAUCGGUGGAAAGAUUCUUCACAGUCGGAGAGAGUAGUACCAUUCCUGAGAACGACGUUUUUAUCGAAAGAGGAGACGAGAUUGUAGCAAGGGAGACUUCGAAUUGA